This is a messenger RNA of Saccharomycodes ludwigii, 525 nucleotides long. RefSeq names its product Sap30p (gene SAP30). Gene Ontology annotation, cellular component: histone deacetylase complex. The transcript has a single exon. Lineage: Eukaryota; Fungi; Ascomycota; Saccharomycetes; Saccharomycodales; Saccharomycodaceae. The record is from RefSeq and is a predicted model, not a curated record. Gene Ontology annotation, molecular function: transcription coregulator activity; protein binding. Gene Ontology annotation, biological process: regulation of DNA-templated transcription. Bases 1 to 525 code for a protein of 174 amino acids.
AUGGCACCCAGCAGCAAAACUAAUAAUAAAGAUAAAGAAUCUAACAGUGGAAAUACUAAUACCAAAGACUCCUCAGAUUCACAAAAAAAAACAAACAACAAUAAUAAUCACAAUAAUUCAUCUUCGAACAGAUUAACUCAAGCACAGCAACAAUACUUGAAAGACUUGGUUAAAGAACAUGUAACUAACAAUUAUGAUCCCAAAAAUAAAGCAGCUCCACAUCCACUUGAUUUCGAAAAAAGUGAUGAUAAAUUUCUACGUAAAUAUAAAGAUCAUUUUGAUUUAAGUCUACAAGAUAAUAUGACACUAAAUGGUUUUAUGCUGAAUACUAAGUUGGGUGCCAAAACAGAAUCAUGGAAGAAAAUACAUGGUAAUACAAAUAGUCCCGUUAGAAUAGAAAAGGCAAAAUUAGCAAAUGAAGUCAAAAAACAUUUUACUAGCUAUAAUCUAAAGGAGAGCGAAUGUAUACCUACAUUCAUAUAUAAAGUGAGAAAUAAUGGGAAAAAGUUCAAGAUGGAGUUUUAA